Funneliformis geosporum is the source of this 3240-nucleotide messenger RNA. Lineage: Eukaryota; Fungi; Glomeromycota; Glomeromycetes; Glomerales; Glomeraceae. The record is from the annotation of a GenBank genome assembly.
AUGAGCGAACAAGACAUCAAAUCUAACGUAAUGGAUAGUAUUUCCAGGUUUACGGAUCUCAUUAAGGCCAUUCGUAGACCUCCUCCACCUGAACAAGGUGAUGGUGUAUUAGAUAAACCUCUCACUAGUUCAGAAGUUAGCGGCAACCUCAUCAAGGAUAUUGAAGCCUUGGGACUCAAAGAAUCCGUCGAAGAUAUCGUUUUUACCAUCAAAUUGCUUGCCUUGGGUACUAAACCGUGGGAUGAUUCCCAAUUCCAGUUGGAAACGAUAGUGCGGAUUAUGUCAAAACUUCCAUCAAACAGUAAUCUCUUGCGUGAAGUAGAGAAACUUUUAAUAUCGGCUUUAUGGUCAGAUAUUUCCAAACCACCGAAUAUGUGGGCAAAUGAUUUUUAUCGUUCAGCAGAUGGUUCAAACUAUUCACGCGUAUACCCUGGGAUUGGAAAAUCCUAUUCAAAUUAUGCAAGAAAUGUUCGUAUCGAUCGCCCACCGCUUUUGAACGCUCCCGAUCCGGAAACUUUAUUUGAUACUUUAAUGGUUCGAAAAGAAUUCAAACCUCAUCCUUCAUCAAUUAGUUCAAUGUUAUUUUACCUGGCAACUAUUAUCACACACGAUCUCUUUGAUUCUUCACCGAAUGAACCACACAUUAAUCAAACAUCAUCUUACUUGGACUUGACACCUCUUUAUGGUAGAAACUUGAAAGAGCAAAUGAGCGUCAGACAGGGACGCCUUGGUCUUUUAAAACCUGAUACUUUUGCUGACCGGAGAAUCAUUAUACAACCUCCCGGUGUUUGCUGUUUAUUGAUUCUAUUCUCGCGUAAUCACAACUAUAUAGCUAAACGUCUCUUACAAAUUAACGAAAAUGGACGAUUCAGUGUUAAAGAUUCAAACGACCCAGAGGAACUUAAAAUUCAAGAUGAAAAUCUAUUCCAAACAGCAAGAUUGGUCAAUGGCGGCCUCUAUCUCCAUACCAUUCUUCAUGAUUACUUGCAUACUAUCCUUGGUCUUAAUAAGACUAAUUCCGAAUGGUAUCUCGAUCCCACUAAAAAUUUUCCAAAGGACACCUUAACUAACCCAACUCCAACUGGCAUGGGUAAUCAGAUAUCUCUUGAAUUUAAUUACAUCUACAGAUGGCACCCAGCAAUCUCCAAAGAUGAUGAAAAAUGGCUUGAUGACCAGUUUAAAAGGAUAUUGGGUACAGAUUACCCUAAGGAAGGAGAAGAGAUAACGGUUCCGGUAUUUCAAAAGAGAUUGAAGGAAUGGCGUGAAACGGUACCAUCAGAACCGGAAAAACGAACCUUUGGAGGUUUGGAACGCAUUAAAGAAGGUGAACUUAAAGGCACUUUUCGUGAUACUGAUCUAGUCAAGGAAUUGGUACAUGCCACAGAUCAAGUAGCAGGUUCAUUUGGAGCUAAUGGAGUUCCACGAAUACUUCGUGUAAUUGAAAUCCUUGGAAUUAAGUCAGCUCGUAAAAUGGGUGUUUGUAGUUUAAACGAAUUACGUCGUUUCCUCAAUUUGGAACCUUACAAAUCUUUUGAAGACAUGAACCCCGAUGAAGAAGUUGCCAAAAGUCUUCGCUUACUAUAUGGUCAUGUAGAUAAUGUAGAAUUAUACCCUGGUGUCAUUGUCGAAAAGACAAAACCGCCAAUGAUAGGAUCUGGAAUCUCUAUAAAUUAUACCAUCAGUCGAACGAUUCUAUCGGAUGCUGUGAACCUCGUCCGUAAUGAUCGUUUCAAUACAGACGAGCUGAAUCCACAUAACUUGACCAAUUGGGGUUACAAUGAAAUACAGUCUGAUCCGAAAAUUUCUGAAGGAAAUCUCCUAUAUAGGCUCCUUUUGCGUAACACUCAAGGAUGUUAUAAAUCGAAUUCUGUUUAUGCAAUGUUCCCAUUCGUCGUUCCGGCCAAAACCAAAGAAUAUCUUGAAAACAAAGGAACUGUUGAUCAAUAUGACUUUAGCAUACCGGCUGUUACCGAACAAAAACAACAAAAGACUCAUGUUGUGCGCAGUUAUCGUGCAUGUCACGAAAUCCUUUCAAACAAGGAUGCAUUUAACGUGGUCUAUGACCCAGUGAUGAAAUUUCUUAUGCGUGAUGUUGGGUACUUCCUUGGUUUCGAUGAUACAAAUGCUCAUGACCGAGAUCGAUCUCGUUUGGACAAAGCCUUUUAUCCUAAGGACCAUGACAAGUUUUUCUCGGGCAUCAAACAAUUCUUCUUGAAAACCACACAAAACUUGAUUGAUAAAAAGAAGAUAACAUUCGAUGGUAAAACUUACCAGAUUAAUGCGGUCCGCGAUGUUUGCAACCUAGCACCCGUACAUUUUGUAUCAGAAUACUUUGGUGUUCCUUUGAAAAUUCAAGAAUCACCUCACGGCGUCUACACAGAACAAGAAGUUUAUUUCCAACUUACCAUUAUAUUUAUGUAUAUCUUCGUCGAUACUGAUCCUGCAGAUAGUUUCAAACUCUCACAAACUGCCAAGAACGUCUCGGAGCAUUUGCAUGAUGUCAUGCAAAGAAUUGUCGAAAUAGUUAGCGGUGAAUCAACAUUAUUUGAAAAAGUCGCCGAUUCUCUUAUCGGUGCUGAUGUGAAAGUGUCCCCUCAAGCCGAACAGUUGAUUAAAAUUUUAAUGAGUCAAUACAAAGACUCAAACUUAGCUACUUGGAAUAUCAUCGGUACAAUUUCCGGUGCUGUCGCAAUUAUGGGUGAAGCGACAUCUAAGGUUGUUGAUUUCUACUUGCGUCCGGAAAACAAGUCACAUUUGGAAGAGAUUCGAAAAUUAGCUGAAAAGACUGACGAAGAGUCAGAAAAUUUGAUACUUGGAUACGUUCUUGAAGCGUUACGAUUUAAUCCAAGCAUUCCUGGCCUCUUCCGCCGUGCUACCGAAUCUAUCAGCGUUGAUAACGGAUCCGAGAAAUUCAACAAAGAUGAUAGAAUAUUCCUUUCUUUAAGUUCAGCUCAUAUGGAUCCCUCAGUCUUCCCAGAGCCAGACAAGAUUAACCCACGUCGUCCAUCUGAUUUAUAUUUAAUGUUUGGAUACGGCUUCCAUACAUGUUUUGCGAAACCAGUCAACUUUAUUGCCCUUCCGACAAUUGUCAAGACCAUUCUAAAGCUCAAAAACCUUCAACGCGCUUCUGGCAGAGCUGGUCAGAUCAAUCAAAUUAAAGAUGCUGCAUCUGAUUAUGUUUCUUCUCAGGGCACCAUUUUUUCAUUCCCAACUGAUAUGUUACUUAACUUUACAGACUGA